This is a messenger RNA of Lolium perenne, 1761 nucleotides long. Its product is annotated as histone-lysine N-methyltransferase ASHR3. Gene Ontology annotation, cellular component: nucleus. The record is from RefSeq and is a predicted model, not a curated record. Lineage: Eukaryota; Viridiplantae; Streptophyta; Magnoliopsida; Poales; Poaceae. Gene Ontology annotation, molecular function: protein binding; histone methyltransferase activity.
UAGAACUGGCAGAAGAUGGCCAUAAUAUUUAGUGUUCUGUUAAACAGAAGUGUCAUGCCAUUGCUUUUAGUCAUUAUCUGUAGCUCUGGCUGCUGGACUAUCCAAAUCUUGUAAUAGGAGGCAUCAAGGAGAUCAGGGCAUGGAAUAUACAGCGUGGAAAUGUACUCAGACUCUUGUUAGUUAUCACAAGAAUAGGUGAAAGCUUGGUCAAGAAGCGAUGGAUGGAUGCCAAGUAAACUUACUAUAGUAUUCUGAAUUUCUGAUGCACUUCAAAGCUUCCACAAAUAGGAUACUGAUAUCAAGUGAUUGCAUUGACACAGUAGUACAUGGAUGUGUACUCCGGAUGUUACUAGCCUGCUUUUCAACGAAGUGCAUAAGCUAGUGUGAUUUUCUACUGAUUUACUGAAACAAAGAAUUUUUGAAAUCCUUUGGAUUUAGGUUGAGUGCCUAAUUUGCUCGAAGAGUGUCAUGCCUGAUGAAAGGAUGCAAUGUUCAGUUCAUCACUGUGAAGUAACCUUGCAUAAGGUUUGCUUUGGAAAAAGUGAUGGAAUCUGUCCUCGCCAUAUAUGUUUUUACUGCAAAAGGAGAACAACUUUGCAGCGUCGAAAACAUGUAAUGCCUGCAUGUGCACAAUGUUCGCUGCAUGAAAACAGAAUAACUGAGUCUGUUGAUCCUUCGAAUACAAUGAUAAGUUGGAGUAUUUGGCCAUCAACGAGUGAGGGUGCAGGUCCUGCAAAUGACAUUAAGGAAACCUUCCGGCGAUUACCUCUCCCGUAUGCUGACCAAGAGUUCAAUAUCGACCCUAUUAAGAAAGAGGAGAUGGAAAGUCUGACAACUCCACCUCCAUAUGUACAUUUGAAGCACAAUGUUUAUUUUGUCAAGAAGAAAUGUGACGGUGAUGUCUUUGAAGCUAAAUGCACUGGUUGUGACCCUCCUUUGACCUGUCAAAUAAGAUGCUCAUGCAGGUCUGUGUUCAUUAGCUGCUCUCAGGCCUGCAAAUGCUCAAAAAUGUGCUGUAACAGACCAUUUCGCAGAGAGAAACGGGUAGAGAUUGUUAAGACUCAGCUUUGUGGAUGGGGUGCUGUAGCAUUGGAAGCAAUUGAGAAAGGUGAUUUUGUGAAAGAAUUUGUUGGAGAAGUUGUAGAUGGCGUGACAUGUCAAGAAAGGCUCGAGGACAUGAAACAGCGAGGAGAUGAAAAUUUCUACAUGUGUAAAGUCAGCAAAAACUUUGUAAUAGAUGCAACAUUCAGAGGAAAUGACUGUCGCUUUUUUAACCACAGCUGCACGCCUAACUGUCAGUUGGAGAAUUGGCAAGUUAAUGGCAAGACAAGGCUGGGUGUAUUUGCUUUACAGGCUAUACAAGUGGGCGAUCCCUUGACCUACAAUUACAGAUUUGAACAACAUUUCGGCCCACAGACAGAAUGUUUCUGUGGAGCUGCAAACUGCCGAGGGAAGCUGUGAUAGGUAAAGAUGGACCAGGGAGAGGUACAUAACAGUAGGCUGAAAGCAAUGGUAGAUAACAGGAAAUGGAACAAAGUGUGAAGAUUUAUUGAGAAGUACAUUUCUUUCUCUCUUUCAUCAGCCUUUCAGAAGAACGAGUGUAAAUGAUAUUCGUUUUCUCCAGUAGGAUGUACCAUGUACAUAGUGUUUGCUUAGCUGUCGUUGUUCCUUCUGAUUUAGGACUGAAUUAGCCAUUAUUUUUCGAAUGUACAGGUUUUACUUUGUAAAUUUGUGAAUAUGCAACACAUGUUGAAUGCACCA